Molecule: messenger RNA, 1883 nt
Organism: Copidosoma floridanum
Lineage: Eukaryota; Metazoa; Arthropoda; Insecta; Hymenoptera; Encyrtidae
Gene: Reck
Product: reversion-inducing-cysteine-rich protein with kazal motifs
Biological process (GO): extracellular matrix organization
Cellular component (GO): plasma membrane
Molecular function (GO): protein binding; metalloendopeptidase inhibitor activity
Source: RefSeq, a predicted model, not a curated record
AUGUUGGAAGCAACUGUUUUGACAACUGGAGCUCUUUGGUUGGAACAACUACUUGUUCACUACCUAAAGGCAAACGGUGUCUUCGCAAAAAUGAACGUUAUGCAGUACGUGAAUAAGUUUGGUUCGCAAGGCUGUCCGUUGGGGGAGAUGUCCAAGCAGCUGAUCCCGGUGGGCGCCUGGGCUCAAAUACCGCGAGCGGAGCAUCAGGGCUGUUACCGCAUCUGCCAGUGCUCCAACCAUGGGAGCCUGGAAAAGUGCCGGGACCUGAACUGCCCAGCCGCAACGACCUGUUGGGUGCAGAACAGCUUCGUAGCCCAUCGCACGAGUUUCUACCUCGAGUGCAAGCCCUGCCGGUGCUUCGAGGGCGAGGUCACCUGUUCGCGCAAGAGCUGCGCCGAGGUGCGCUACUCCACCCUGCCCUGCGACUGUCCGAGCCACUACGUGCCAGUCUGCGGUAGACUCGGGGUCACCUACGCCUCGGCCUGUCUGGCCAAGUGCGCGGGCCUGCUAGUCGGGGAGCUCGAGUACAACAGUUGCUCCAAGAGGCGCGGCCACGUCUGCGGCACGUCCAAGGCUUCAGAUCCUGGCAGCUGCAAGCCCAACGAGACGUGCUUUGCGAGACCCAAAGUCUGCCUAUCGCCCAUACACAAACCCUGUGAGCAGCACGAGUGCAUUAGACUUCCCUGCGAUCCUCGCUCCGACAAGAGAGGCCCAGUCUGUGACAAAAAAAGCCACGAGCACCCGUCACUAUGCUCUCUCGCGCAAAGGGGCGCCCAGCUAGCCUACUGGGGCCACUGCCAGCAGCGAUGCAGCACGAGGGGCAAAGUUUGCGGCAUCAACGGCGAAGAAUACGACAGCGAGUGCGCAGCCUGGGCCGACCGCACAGUUGUAGAUUACCAGGGCGAAUGCAUCGCCGUGGGCUUGAUCGGUGAACAGCCCAAACCCAGGUGCGCCGACGCUGUGGCGUGUCCUCCUCUGGCAAGGCAGAACUGCAUCGGUGUCACGCCCCCAGGUGCUUGCUGUCCCGUCUGCGGGGGUGCCGCGAGGCUGUUUUACUCAAAGAAGCAGCUCGACAGGAUAUACUACCAACUCCCUGACGACUCGGACAAACGCAUCGUCACCCUUGAGGCGAUGCUGGACGGCCUGUCCCGCCAACUGAAAGUCGCCGAGUGCGUCCUCCGCGGCAAGAUCACCCUCGACGGUGACAUAUUCGUUCUCAACCAGCCGGUCUCCAAGCGACCCUCCGAACUGCAGUUGUCGGCUUGCGUGGCCGAGAUCGAGAAACUAGUCAGUCGCAUCGCCGAUCGGAGCCCGAAGAUCGUCGCGGAGGUGCCGCUCAGCUCACUGACCUGGGCCGAGGUCGUCCACUCGAGGGUGGCGAGCAACGGGGCCAUGACAGCCCAAAGGAACGUCUUCACGCUCGUUGGUCUGGCUGCUCUCGUUGUAAGGAUAACGUUUUGAGGAGUCUAUUCGGCCAAUCGAACGUGUUGAGUUUUAUUGCUGCGGGAUUUGAAAAUGAAUCGUUACGAUUACCCGAUGAUGCGCGUAUAAUAUCACUGUGAAAUGCGCCCUUUUUUCUGUACAUACAUAUACUUAUCGUUAUAACUAAAGUUAUUUAGUAUUAAAUCUCUAGGCACGUAAGAAUCACAAAAGUUCGACGAAUUUUUUGCCAAUUGUGUAGAAAUAAGGUUCGAGAUUCACAAAGGUGAACGUUAUAUUCAUUACAAUUUCGUUUCCUGGUGUGGAGCUGAGCGAGUGAAAUUAAGAGUCCGUACGUGAAAGGUUUGAUUUGUAUCGCGACGCGAGGAUAUUUCAAAAUCUUCGACAAAUUUAAUGUUUUUGGGGACCGUUUUUUCCGCCCUCGAAAAAGCUGCAUCGAAAAC